AUGGAUGCAAGGAGAGUGGUGGGAAUCAUAACGCUGAUGCUUAGUUACUUGAAAUGGGGAUGGGAAGUUAUGCUCCACACUUCCUUCUUCCAUUCUCACCCCCACUCCCACCUUCUUCUUCAAUACCCAACCGCCGCCGCCGCAGCAGCUCACCACCGUCCCCGCGGUGUCGGGGCGGCCGACCAGGACGCCGCGGAAUGCGCGGUGUGCUUGUCCAAGAUCGAAGGAGGCGACGAGGUUGCGGAGCUGGCGUGUCACCACGCGUUCCACAAAGUUUGUCUGGACAGAUGGACACACUACUCCUUCUUCACCCGCCGCCGCCAUCCCACGUGUCCACUCUGCCGCCGUUCAUUGACCGGGGCGCCGGAGGAAGUGGUUGUGUUCGAUUUUGCUCGGUUCGUUUGCUCCGAUGACGAUAACCGCCAAACUUGGUGGCUCCGGUAG
Molecule: messenger RNA, 444 nt
Organism: Linum tenue
Lineage: Eukaryota; Viridiplantae; Streptophyta; Magnoliopsida; Malpighiales; Linaceae
Source: the annotation of a GenBank genome assembly